ACUCACCGCGAAGAGCUUUCGUUUCAAGUGUGCGCGGCUCCCAGUGAAUGGCACCUCGUGGAAAGAAGCAGAGUUUGCAGCAGGACUGCAGUCACGUCAUUUAAGUGCUAGACUUUACCUGGAUGUGGCCGGCAAGCCAUAGCUAGUCAUGACAAUGUCCCACAUCUAGAGGAACGGCCACAGUAAUCUGUUUCGUGGGCGAGGGCAUAACAAACACACACCCACCAAAAAAUAGCCCAAAUCUAGUGCUUACUCAUCGUUUAAAAAUGGCUAGUAAUCCCUUUGACAGCGAUGAGGAUCAGAGUGCCGCCAGUGGGGAGAUCCUAGAGGGUUUCCUCUGUCCCAUUUGCCGGGCAGAUCUGAAAUCCAUUGAUGUACUCACGGAUCAUUUUGCGCGCCAGCAUGCCGAGGAGGAGGAUACCCUCAAGUCUGUGUUCAAUAUAUUUGUGAAGGCCAAGAAGAAAAUCCUUAAUAACUUUGAAGAUGAACGCGGUGCGGCGGCCUCCUCAUCUUCGACAGCGGGCGGACCAUCGGCCAAUUCCAAUGGAAACGGCGCUGACCAGCGGGUGCUGAGCAAUGCUCGCUCCCGUUUCAAUGUCUUUAACUACAUGUCCAAGCAGCAGGUCGGCGCCGAGUGUUCGCACUUUGAGUACUUUCAAUCUGUGCGCAAUCCUCGCCUGGAACGCUACGCGAGUGAGACGAACAAGCUGAUAAUACGAUUGCAUCGGCUGUUGAAAGACUUGCCCUCGGAUUCGGUGCAGCGCAAGCAGCACGAACAACAGACGGUGGCCUGGCUGGAUGGCAGUUCGGUGAAGCUCUGCCCCAGCUGUGCCAAGAGUUUCCACAUCGCCCGGAGACAGCAUCACUGCCGUCUCUGUGGCGGCAUUAUGUGCAAUGAUUGUUCCAAGUUCCUAGCCCUAGAGAAUGCCAUGCAAUUGGCCAGCCUCUCGACCAGUCGGAGCGAGCCAUUGCAGCAGAUGCAUCAGGGUGACCGUGCCAUACGCCUCUGCGAGCACUGCCUGUGGCUGCUGGACACACGACAGGACAUGCACGAGAGCCGCACAUGUCGCCCACUGCUCGUACAGGUCUAUGAGCAGAUCCGGCAGCUGCAAAAGGAUGUCACCCCAGACCUGGACAUGUAUCUGAAGAUCAUCAACAGCCUGCACGAGGGGGAGACUAUAUUCACCAUUUCGGAUGCAAGCGCGUUGCGCGGCAAGAUUGGCCAGGUGGCUGAGACCAUGGAUAUGCGGAGUAAGCGCAUUCUGGCCAUUUACUGUGAACCCGGCAGUCGGGAGGAGUCUCUCAAGAAGGCCAUUCGCCUGAGCUGCAUCCAGGCCAUCAAGGAGCGGAUGUUGUCGCUGCCACCGCUGCCGGAUGAGGCGCUUAUCCAGCAAAUACAAGAACGAAAGCGUAUGGAGACGGAGCAGCGCAUCCUCACCGAACAGCGGAUGGCCAUGGAGGCGUAUGAGCGUUACGGCCUGGGUGCCACAAUCAUACAGUCGGGUGGGGGUCUGGAGAGCGGCAGCUUUGCUCAGGGGUCGGAUCUGCAAUCCAUUAACAACUGGUCUGCCCCGCAAGCCUCCACCUCAAAGUCCGGCCUGGACGAUCCCCUCAUUGAACAAAUCAAUAUUAUAAAGGGCUACAUUAAGCAGGCACGGCAGGACAUGAAUUUCGAGGUGGUGGAAACGCUGGAGCUGAACCUACGCGAGCUGCAGCGCGAGGUUUACGAGAGACAGCGCAAGUCCCAGAACAGUGCCGCCUCGCCCGAGGUCGAACAGCAGCAGCAGAACCAGUCCUAAAACAGUAUAUAUCUAUGUUGUAUAUAUGCAUUCCCGCAAAAUGACAAAUUAAAUAUACAUUUCAA
Molecule: messenger RNA, 1864 nt
Organism: Drosophila persimilis
Lineage: Eukaryota; Metazoa; Arthropoda; Insecta; Diptera; Drosophilidae
Gene: Rbsn-5
Product: rabenosyn-5
Exons: 4
Coding region: 267-1799 (510 amino acids)
Molecular function (GO): metal ion binding
Source: RefSeq, a predicted model, not a curated record